AUUCAGCUGUCAGUGUUGCUGCUCCAAGACAGCCUCGCCUUGUUAACAUUCCCUUAUUAACCAAUUCAUCCAGAUCACAAAACACAAUAACUAUUUUCCUCUGGACAGAGUAUUUUAGUACACAGUUUACCGAUGAUUAUUACUUUUUCUUGCCUGGAAACAAAACAUUCCCUCGUUACAACUGUCAAUACCAAUGUUCUGUUACCGCAGAUCGAAAGCUGCUUACGUCAGUAGAUGCUGUUCUCUUUCAUAUCACAAACUUUAAAUCGAAUGUGAAACUACCGAACAAGAGGCGUCUGCAUCAACGAUGGAUUCUUUAUGGAAUAGAAGCUCCAAGACUUAUCAAGUUACCUUGGCAGAAAAUCGAUGGAUUGUUCAACUGGACAAUGACUUAUCGUGAAGAUUCGGACAUACCGGUACGUUAUGGGCACAUCUGUGAAGGAACUUUACCAGUUAAGGCACAUGACAAUGACUUCCUUGAAAAGAAAGAUAAAGAUGUUGUUUGGAUCGUGAGCAAGUGCCACACACCGAGUAACAGAGAAGAAUACGUUCGAAAAUUGAAAGCUUUCAUUUCUGUGGAUAUUUAUGGAAAAUGUGGAGACAAAGUUUGUCUUCCAACACAGUCAGCAAAAUGCUACGAAGACAUUUUAAGAACAUACAAGUUUUACUUAGCAUUUGAGAAUUCGAUAUGUAAAAACUACGUAACAGAAAAAUUUUUCAAUGUGUUGAACUUCGAUAUUGUGCCGGUAACGCUCGGUGGAGCGAACUAUAGUCGUUUCGCUCCUCCAGGAUCUUUCAUCAACGCUAUGGAUUAUCCAGAUCCAAGAAAACUGGCCGAGUACUU
Limulus polyphemus (Atlantic horseshoe crab) is the source of this 844-nucleotide messenger RNA. RefSeq names its product alpha-(1,3)-fucosyltransferase C-like. Gene Ontology annotation, cellular component: membrane. NCBI's taxonomy places the organism in Eukaryota, Metazoa, Arthropoda, Merostomata, Xiphosura, Limulidae. The transcript has a single exon. The annotation marks the transcript as partial. Gene Ontology annotation, molecular function: alpha-(1->3)-fucosyltransferase activity. The record is from RefSeq and is a predicted model, not a curated record.